Molecule: messenger RNA, 1380 nt
Organism: Saccharomycodes ludwigii
Lineage: Eukaryota; Fungi; Ascomycota; Saccharomycetes; Saccharomycodales; Saccharomycodaceae
Gene: AVT5
Product: amino acid transporter
Exons: 1
Coding region: 1-1380 (459 amino acids)
Biological process (GO): amino acid transmembrane transport
Cellular component (GO): fungal-type vacuole membrane
Molecular function (GO): L-lysine transmembrane transporter activity; L-arginine transmembrane transporter activity; L-serine transmembrane transporter activity
Source: RefSeq, a predicted model, not a curated record
AUGCCUACUGCAACUGCAAAAUCUGGCGCUAUUACUUUACUACAUACAGCUUGUGGUGCAGGCAUACUAGCCAUGCCAUUUGCAUUCAAAACCAAUGGUUUAAUAUUGGGCACAGUUUCAAUCAUUUUUAGUUGUAUGUGUGCCACAUUUGGCUUAAUGUGCCAAGCAAAAGCUUCCAAGUAUUCCCCACAUCCAAACGCCAUAUCAUUUUUUCAAUUGGCCCAAUUGACCUAUCCAUCCUUGGGUGUCGUAUUUGAUAUAGCAAUUGCCAUAAAGUGUUUUGGUGUAUCUGUUUCAUAUUUAAUUGUAGUUGGCGAUUUGUUACCUCAGAUCGUAAAUGAUAUUUUCCAAAUUGAUUCUUUAUCAGACUCAUUGUUAUUAAAUAGGAAACUCCAUAUUACUUUAGUUAUGUUUUUUAUUGUUGGUCCAUUAUGUUUUAUUAAAAAGUUGGAUUCUUUAAAACAUGCAUCCACUAUUGCUAUAAGUAGUGUAGCAUAUCUAGCAUUAUUAGUAAUCUUUCAUUUCAUUUGGCCCAGUCAAGAGAUUAAAGAUUUAAGGGGCACCGUCGAUUGGUUAAAACCUAAGCCCGAUACAGUCGAUGGUUCCUUUCUAUCAAGUUUUACCAUAUUUGUUUUCGCCUACACAUGUCAUCACAAUACGUUUUCUGUCAUCAGUGAUCUAAAUAAUAAAACUGUGCCAAAUAUACAAAAAAUGAUUCUCAUAGCAAUGUGUUCGGCCCUACUAAUAUAUACUAUUAUAGGGACUAUGGGGUAUGCCACAUUUGGUAAUAACAUCAGGGGCAACAUCAUCACCAUGUACCCAUCUUCAAUUUCAACUACUAUUGGUAGAAUAGGCAUCUUAUUUCUAGUUAUGUUUGCUUAUCCCCUACAAUGCCAUCCUUGUAGGGCAUCUAUUCAUAAUAUACUAACUCAUUAUAGCUGUAAAACUGAUAAUACGAUAAACGAUGAAAAUUCACCACUCACAGAAAAUGCCGGGGUAUCCCAGAUUGAAAAUGAUAUUCACUUGGAGGAAAAUUCACCAUUGGUGCAUGUUUCAACGCCUGAUUUAGCAGACAAGCAAUUUAUCCUAAUUACUAUUACUAUCUUGAUCUGUUCUUAUUUAUUGGCUAUCACAGUCAGAUCACUUGCUACCAUGCUAUCCGUUGUUGGAGCUACUGGUUCAACCUCAAUAUCAUUUAUUUUACCAGGUAUUUUUGCCUACAAGCUAAUUGGAUCGGAAUAUCAACAAAAUCACAACUCGCCAGGGUAUUCCGGAGCAAUUCCAACCUCUUUAAAAAUAUUUAAAAAGUUGGCAUUAUGUUUAAGUAUAUGGGGUGUUAUAGUUAUGGUUACUUCGUUGUAUUCUACUUUUUUUUUAUAA